CCUCGCUACUUCGCGGUUCGACUAUCGCGGAUUCACGACUUUGCGGAUUUCUUUACACUGCAAUUUUGCAUGCUGUUUUUUACAGCGUACAAACCCGCAUUGUAUUCUGCGUCCUGAUUGGCUAAGGUACUGUCGACCAAUUUGAAUCCAUCUCCUCCGUGCCAUAUCUCCUGUACAGCACAGAAUGCGUUCGGCUUGCUAAAUUAAAAUUAGUGUUCGAUUGCUAGCAGUGUGACUCUAAAGUCCCUCCUGUUUGCAAGUUUUCUCCCAGACAUAACCAACAAUGUCGACGAAACGUGCUGCACCGACAAGGGCACCUGCGGUCGCACCCAAAAGGCAAAGGAUGGCGCUAACGAUCGAAGGUGGCAUGUCUGUUUAUAAGAAUUUUCUCGCCCAGAAGAAAAAAGAGCGGCAACAACUACCUAUAACUAUGUUCUUCUCCCCAGAAAAGAUGGACGGUCAGAGGAAGCGUGAAAUGCGCGAAUACUACUACUAGUCCUACAAAUAGAGGAACCACAGAGGCGCCAGACUUUUCCCUCGCUUCAGAUGAGUCGACAGACAUAAGCCAUUUAUUGCGGUUCAGCGUGAUUGCAAGGUAUGCUGCCGGUGACACACUGCAUGAGGAAAGUCUUGCUGUUUUGCCAAUGAAAGGGUCAACAAGAGGGGAGGAUUUAUUCAAGUCUUUCCUUAAGUUCGCGCAAGAAAAAAAAUCUAUCGAUGCAUAAAUAUAUUUUGGUGGGUACUGAUGGUGCUCCAUGUAUGGAGACCAACCUACGAUCACAGUUUAAUGGAUAGAAGCCUCAAUGCCUGCAUGAAGCUUAACCUCACCACUUAUCAACCAGACUACAAAGCCAUAAGAGCACCAGAAGUCGCAUCAAUGGUAAGAAAUAUUUUACUUAUUAUUGGUUAGGUUCAGUAUCGGAAUGUAAUUAAAAAGAAUAAAUUCAGACUUUGUUACAGUAUAUUUGUAAAUUGUUACUUAAAAUUGUAUGCUUUUAGUUGUAUUCAGUGUUUAAAAAUAUUAUAUGGGUCUCAUGGAUUUUAAAAUAUGUGGCUUUCAUGGCCAAAAAGUUUCCCGACCCAUGACUGCUCUAAAUUCUCCUUGGGUAUCAAUGCGAGUGUAAAUGAGUUUUCCUAGGUGCUCUCCGAUUGUCUGGCGACCAGUCCAGUGUGUAUCUCCCACCCAAGCCAGGUGGGAUAAACUCAAGAUCACCCGAGACCCUAAUGAGGACAAGAAUAUAGAAAAUGGAUGGAGAAACAAGCUUGUGUCCACUGGAUGUCAUUUAAGCCAAACUUGAGGAGAACCCACUGACCGCACUCUCAUUCCUGAUGCUUUAUCUCUAUUGUCUGGCAUUGGCUGGCGACCACUCCAGGUUGCCUCCCUGCUUCCCUGCAAUUGGGUGCACCAUGUUCUUGCCUUGCGUUACUCUCCUUCGCCCUAACCACGUACGUGACAGAAUGAACCGACCAGAACAGGACCCAGCGGGAAGAACAUGGCGUCACCCUGGACACCACCAAACUGCCUCCCACCGUCCUCAGCCUGCCAUCCAUACCUACCCUCCUCCAGCUGAGGAAGCGACUGCAGGCCCCGUUCCUGCUCCUGGGCAGCUGCGGCAGGCUCCCGAUCCUGCUCCUCGGCAGCUGUGGCAGGCUCCCGUUCCUGCUCCUCGGCAACUGUGGCAGGCUCCCGUUCCUGCUCCUCGGCAGCUGCGGCAGGCUCCCGUUCCGGCUCCUCGGCAGCUGCGCCAGGCUCCCGCUCCGGCGGCGCUCGUCCAGCGGCCGCCACCCGUCCCCGCUCCGGCGGCGCUCGUCCAGCGGCCGCCACCCGUCCCCACUCCGGCGGCGCUCGUCCAGCGGCCGCCACCCGAUCCCGCUCCGGCGGCGCUCGUCCAGCGGCCGCCACCCGACCCCGCUUCGGCGCCGUUCGUCCAGCGGCCGCCACCCAACCCUAUUGCCUGGCCCCUGCAUUACCAUUGGGUUCGGCACCGUGGCCGUCUGCCUGAAUGGCCCUGUAAAGACCCUGGUGCUUGGCGUCCUGGACGACCUCCUGAACCGCUCAGCCAAGCACCUCACCUCGGGUGGCCUGGAUGGCCACCAGACUGACCUGAGGGGUAGACUCUGUGUGUGUGUGUGUGUGUGUGUGUGUGUGUGUGUGUGUGUGUGUGGUAAUGCAUUGUUUUGUUUGCUCAGUUCUUAUGCCAGGUACCUUUCUUGACACAGCCCCCGUAAUUUUUAAUGUGGAUGAAAUUCACAUUGUUUUACCAGACCUUCACCACAGCCACCUUCACUUGCUGCUUGUUUGUACCCCAUUUCAUUUUUGUCUUCAGUAAGUGAAAAGCAUUCUCCAUUUGUAAAACUUAAUUUGUGCACUUGUGUUUCUAUGGAUUUAUCUUAUAGCAGGUUCUGAGCAGCCAAGAAGCAGCACAGUCAUUAAUGUUAAGCAGAAUGUGUUGUGAGAUGAUGAUUUCAGCUCUGUUAAUACAAAACCAGCCAAAUUCCAAACUUCCAGUUAAAUUUUCUACUUAUGUAUACCUGGCAAGUAAAGACUAAAACUUGUACACAAAAGCUGCCAUGGCCAACAGCUUGGCAUACGUCUGUGGGUUUAAAGUGAGUAGUAAGGCAGUCAUUAAAAAUAUGUUCUGACAAGCAGUUUCUCACAGGUACUGAGCACUAAGCAAGCUCCUUAACUGUCUCCUUCCACAACUUUUACUGUCUGAACAGCAGUCCAAAAAUAAUUAACGCCCAUUCUGCAUUAAAAAAAAUAUUGGAGCAAGUGGAGUGAUUGGAAAGUGGAGGAAUGAGACAUCUACACAGGAAAUCUUGAGGCAACAUUCAAACACAAAACCUCAGAACUGUAAGUGCCAACCACUAGUCCACUUGCCCAUGUAUAGACUUUCCGACUAUUCACAGGAACAUUUAUAGUUGCCUACAAUUGACACGGGAUGGCAGAAAAGUACUACUUUUGUGUAAAUGUAUCUUCUCAACUCAUUUCAACAUAGUUCCUUUGCACCAAGAUGGAAGCAAUGGCCUGAGCACAAAAACACAGAUACUGUGGGUGAGUUCUUCACUGAAUAACAGAGGGUAACAUCCGCAUACAUAUGGGCAUUUAUUAAUGCCAAACUGCAAAUACUGUAUGUGGGGCCAGGGGGGUAUGCAGGAUAGGAUUUAGUUUGGUUGGUUUGCUUCACUGUGUUUUUUCCUGAUCUCGGCACUGAUAUUGUGUUAAGUUUUACUUAGUUUUCACGUUGUUCGUUGAAGGCAAAUGUUUUCUGAUGCUACCUAGCUGCAAAUAAACUGACGCAGCCAUCUAAAAUCGUCUCACCUGAUCAUUGAGCUGAGGGACAUCUGUCGCUCCCCAUUCUCCAUUAAAUGGUGAGUAGUUUUACUUGGUUUUAGUUGUAUUCAGUGGUUAAUGUGUUAUACUUCACUGCUUAAAACAUCAGAUGUAGCAUUAAUAAAGGUGACACGAGGGCGACAGUCUGAGCCUGAAAUGAAUUGAUUCACUUUCCUUGGAGAUUUUUUUUUGACUUGGAAGUCAACCAGCAUCAUGGAAGAGAUUUUGUUCAGCAGCAUAUCUGUAUAUUUGUUGAGCAUCAUCUCAGGGUGUAAUGCAAGCUUAAAAAUAAAGCUCCCUCUUUA
This is a messenger RNA of Phyllopteryx taeniolatus (common seadragon), 3639 nucleotides long. RefSeq names its product MICOS complex subunit mic25a-like. The record is from RefSeq and is a predicted model, not a curated record. Gene Ontology annotation, cellular component: mitochondrion; MICOS complex. Gene Ontology annotation, biological process: inner mitochondrial membrane organization. Lineage: Eukaryota; Metazoa; Chordata; Actinopteri; Syngnathiformes; Syngnathidae. The coding region runs from base 1330 to 2103 and encodes 257 amino acids. The transcript has 5 exons.